Messenger RNA from Nematocida ausubeli, 246 nucleotides. RefSeq lists its product as uncharacterized. The transcript has a single exon. The record is from RefSeq and is a predicted model, not a curated record. Lineage: Eukaryota; Fungi; Microsporidia. The coding region runs from base 1 to 246 and encodes 81 amino acids.
AUGCUUCUGGUGCUCUUGACAGCUGCUCUUUUGCUGUACAUUGCGCACACUGCCAUAAAGCAUCAGGAGGAAGUAGAAAAAGUAAAGGGCCUUCAGAAAGAGAUCCGCAAUCUGAAGAAAGAGAUGCAGGAUCUGCGGGCGCAGGUGCAGAAGUACAAAGGAUACGAAAGAAACUUCUAUAACCUAAAGAAGUCAUACUUUGAUUUGCUGGACAAAGCUGUGAAGCCCAGAAAGAAGAGUGAGUAG